CCGUCCGUCCGCGCCCGCCCGGCCCCGCGCGCGCCGCCCGCGGCCCGCACCGGCCUUCACUCUGGAGCGGCCCCGGCAGCCGCAGCAGGGGCGGCGGCGGCGCAUCGAGGAGCUCUCCAGGUCGUCCCGGGAGCGGCUGCUGCAGUCCCGGGACAGGAUGUUCUCCAAGUUCACGUCCAUCCUGCAGCACGCCGUGGAGGCGCUUGCGCCUUCUCUUCCUUUACAAGAAGAUUUUGUUUACCACUGGAAGGCGAUCACCCAUUACUACAUCGAGACUUCAGAUGAUAAAGCCCCAGUGACCGACACAAAUAUCCCAUCUCAUCUGGAACAGAUGUUAGAUAUAUUGGUACAAGAAGAAAAUGAACGGGAGUCUGGAGAGACGGGGCCGUGUAUGGAGUAUCUGCUUCAUCACAAGAUCUUGGAAACGUUAUAUACCUUGGGGAAGGCUGAUUGUCCCCCGGGGAUGAAGCAGCAGGUGCUGGUCUUCUACACGAAGCUCCUGGGACGCAUCCGGCAGCCGCUGCUCCCGCACAUCAACGUGCACCGGCCCGUGCAGAAAUUGAUUCGGCUCUGCGGUGAAGUCCUUGCAACACCAACGGAAAAUGAAGAAAUUCAGUUUCUCUGUAUCGUGUGUGCGAAGCUGAAGCAAGAUCCCUACCUGGUUAAUUUUUUUCUGGAGAGUAAGCUGAGGUCCUCGGCGUCCCGGGGCGCACCGGGCAUCGUUCCAGAAGCCCCGGGGCAGGGCCCUGACUGCCCGGCUGAGGAGCCGGCCGGCACCCCGCAGCCGGAGGCCGAGGAGACGCCGGAGGAGCUGUCGGACAGCCUGGAGCAGCUGCACGUCCUCUCGCUGCCCGAGGCCUCAGUGGUACGGCCCAGCCAGGACUACAACCUAGUGAAUUCUCUGCUCAACCUUACCAGGAGCCCCGACGGCCGCAUCGCCGUGAAGGCCUGCGAGGGCCUGAUGCUGCUGGUGAGCCUGCCCGAGCCGGCGGCCGCCAGGUGCCUGACCCAGAGCACCUGCCUGUGUGAGCUGCUCACCGACCGUCUGGCCACCCUCUACCGGGCCCUGCCGCCAGCCAUCGACCCACUGGACAUCGAGACCGUGGAAGCCAUCAACUGGGGCUUGGACUCCUACAGCCACAAAGAAGAUGCUUCCGCGUUCCCCGGGAAACGAGCCUUAAUUUCCUUUCUCUCUUGGUUUGAUUAUUGCGAUCAGCUCAUCAAGGAAGCACAAAAGCCCACCGCUGUUGCCCUGGCCAAAGCCGUUCACGAAAGAUUUUUUAUCGGCGUCAUGGAGCCUCAGUUAAUGCAAACUUCAGAGAUGGGAAUCCUGACGUCCACCGCUCUGCUUCACCGCAUCGUUCGACAAGUGACCUCUGAUGUCCUGCUGCAGGAAACGGUGUUUUUCAUCCUCGGAGAGCAGAGAGAACCGGAAUCGCUGGCAGAAAUUAGCAGACAUCCUUUGCGACAUAGGUUAAUCGAACAUUGCGAUCACAUAUCCGAUGAGAUAAGCAUAAUGACAUUAAGAAUGUUUGAACAUCUUUUACAAAAACCCAACGAGCACAUUCUUUACAACCUGGUCCUAAGAAAUCUUGAAGAAAGAAAUUACACCGAGUAUAAACCCAUGUGCCCGGAAGACAAAGAUGUGGUGGAGAACGGCUUGAUCGCCGGAGCAGUAGAUCUGGAAGAAGACCCAUUAUUUACUGACAUUUCACCAGAUAACACUUUGUCAAACCAAGAAUGGCUUAGUUCUUCACCCCCUGCUACUCCAGACCACCCCAAAAGUGACGGGAAAACGGAAGUCCACAAAAUUGUGAAUAGCUUCCUCUGUCUGGUACCUGACGAAGCCAAGUCUUCUUACCACGUCGAGGGCACGGGUUACGAUACCUACCUCCGAGACGCGCACAGGCAGUUUCGGGACUACUGCGCUAUCUGUUUGCGGUGGGAAUGGCCCGGGGCGCCGAAAGCUUUGGAAAAGUGCAAUUUAGAAGCCUCGUUCUUUGAAGGCCACUUCUUGAAAGUUUUGUUUGACCGAAUGGGAAGAAUUCUUGACCAGCCGUAUGACGUAAACUUACAAGUGACCUCGGUGCUGUCGAGACUCUCCCUCUUCCCUCACCCCCACGUGCACGAGUACCUUCUGGAUCCUUACGUGAACCUUGCUUCCGGCUGCCGUUCUCUCUUCUCCGUGACCGUCCGGGUGGUUGGAGACCUUGUGGUUCGAAUCCAGCGUAUUCAAGAUUUCACGCCCAAACUUUUGGUAGUCAGAAAGCGAUUGCUUGGCUUGGAACCUGAAGGCCCCAUUGUCGACCACAUCACGUUGCUGGAGGGUGUCAUCGUUCUCGAAGAGUUUUGUAAGGAGCUGGCCGCCAUUGCGUUUGUGAAGUAUCACUCUUCCUCCACGCCCUAAACUCUGGUGGAACGUAGCUGUGUCCAUGCCGCAGAAAGGACUCCUCCACCCGGCAGCGAGGAGCAAAGCCUUCCGAAUGAGUGUUGCUGGAAACGGGACAGGAUCGUUCAGAAUCCAUCAAACGGACACAUUGGUAGAGCGUUGUACAGUGCUGUUUACACUGGCUCUUGCAUAAUGCCCUCGAAUCCAGGAUACAAUCAAAGGAACUUCAGGAAACAAGCAUUUCUAGUUGACUGUGCGAAAAGCUGCAAAAUUCCUCAUGUCAUGACUUUGAUGCUAUUUCUGUUAUUUUAAUAUCCUUUUAGGUAACAAGGCAUUUGACAUUCUUUGGGACUCAAAUGGCUUAUAUUCUUUUGGAUGAAUAAGUUGUAAAAAAAAAAAUCCAAAACUAAUUUUAUAUCUUUUUAAGGUUAGAAUUCUUAUCAAACAACAUGAAAAAAGUGCAAAUGAAAAAAAAUGUUGAGGAACCAUCAAGCGAGUGUGUGAAUAAUAGGGUAGGAUGUACAGAGUACCAUUAACAUUCUUCAGCUUUUCUAAGAAUAACAAUUUAAUAUGAUAAACUCUUGAUUCAUAUGAUUAUAUAUAUAUAUAUUUUUAAAAGAAACAUUUUUCUUUCACUCUUUUGCACACAGCCAUCUUAGUGCUUGAUUUUCCUGUCUGAAAAUCAAGUUUCAGUUAGACUGUCGGUUUAGACUGUCAUUUUUGCAACAACGUUGAAUCGUGUUCAUCAUAGCGUUGGCUGGAGUAGUAUAUUUUUUUAAAAAGCUGAUUGAUUGACACAUUGGGUUGAGAGCCUUCUCUCCCUGCUCCCUCUGAAUAUUGCUUUAAAUUUAAUAUUGAUUUUUAAUUGAUCUGCAGGGGAAUACUCCUGAGCAAUGAUCACCGCCAAUGCCCUUCUUAGUGUUGACUGUUUCGUUUUUACUCAGUCCUUUAUUUUAAAUUAUUUUAAAGCAAUUUAAAGAAGAGAAAAAGAGCAAACAGGUUUACACAUUAGCACGUUCGGAUCCACGGGGUUCGUGUGGGAGUGGUCAGUGUGGGGGUGCCGUGGCUGGGAGCCACGGCCAGCUCUGUGUACUUGAUUUCCAGACCAUGUAAGGGCUCGCUGGCCCCUUUCUCCAGGUCGCCGCUGUAAAGGUCUCCCCUCCUGUGUCACCCCCCCCCCCCACCCUCUCCCUUCUCUUCCCUCUCCUCCUUCCUUGAAAUCUCCACCUGCCACAUCUUACUCUUCCUCUGUCCUGCUGACGGCCGGGGUGGGAGUGAGUCUCCCACCCUGAAAGGCUCCAUCUGUCGGCUGCCCUUGGAGAAGUGGGUUUCCAUGGCACGUUUGCCUGGUUUGCACCGUGGGGCAUGCGUGCAGGAGUGUGCGCUGCCCCGCGGGCCGCUGACUCUGUGGCACCCCUUUCCUGACUUACGUUAGAGUUAGACAGUGAACAUCCCCGUCUCUAGAAUGCUCCCCACUGUCGUUAAAACAUUUCAGUUUUGUGAAAGUCUUUGUUAGCGUGUUCUAGGAAAUUCAUUUAGCAGCAAGAUGGGAGAAGCCAGUGGGAGCUCAUGUGUGCAUUCUUCUGGAAUGAUCUCUGGGAGAGGCCGAGCCUUCAGUUUACCAUAUUUAUUGAUCCCCUCUGCACGGACCACUCCGGCCUCUGUAUUUCUGCUGAGAAGACGAUAUUAAGAGAGCGUAGGCAUUUCUUCAUGUCUUCUGUCUUCAAUAGAUGUGAUAGUAAUGAUGUUACCUCUCAAGCCAAUACAAGUUUAUCCUGAAUUUCACAAUGGAACCGUCUAGCUAAUCCACAGGCUCAGAAAAGCUUUAAUUUUGUGUGUAUGAAUGCUGCUUCUUAAGACAUAAUUAUAUUCCUAAGUUAUUGUGAUGACUCUGGUUUGCAAUCAGAAAAAUUUAAGGGAUAAUUUGUUUCUUUUUGAAGUUCUUGAUUUUGUUUUUUCAUAUUUAGUUUAGAGCUAGAGCUGGCCUAUCUCACAGGGGAGUUGAAUUUGUUAGGGAAACAUCGUACUACUUUACUAGUCUUUUUUUUUUUUUUUGAAUAUUCAGUGCUCACAAAAUAGCAACUAACGGCCCAGUGGAAAGUAUCACCUUAUCACUUGAUUGCCAGAGCAAAUUCCAAACUGAAUGUUAGCUUUGCUUCACAUAGGUGUUAAUAGGUAUGCUUUAAAAAAAUUAAAAAAGAAAAAAAGAACAAGCAAACAAAAAAAUCCCAUUUUUCUCCAGCAAUGUAGUCAUAUUUGUUUGUUUGUUUGUUUUUGUUUUUUUUAGUAAUGAGCCACGAUCUUUACUUGAUAGAAUUCAGAUUUGUCCUUGGCCAGCUGUCCCGUAGCACUCACCUCAUCACCGUGUAAUGUUCUCAUAAUGUAGCUGUGCAAUAUGGAAGCUAUGAAGGGGUUCAUAGCUUUUUGGUUCAAUUGUAUAUUAUUGUGUGUAUACAUGUGUACAUAUGUACAUAUAUAUCUAUCUAUAAAAGGACCAAAAUCCUUGGCUUGCUUACACUAUUGCUAGUGUAAAGAUUAUGACACUAAUUUUACGGGGCACAAAUUAUGGAACUACUUCAUAAUUCAUGGCAGCCUAUUUCCAUAAAUUAUUGCAUUCAGAUACAGUUGCCAUUUAAUGAUGAAGUGGAUGGAUAUUGACAGGAGUGUUUUGUCUGUACAAUGAAGUGCUGAAACCACAAAUUAUCCGGUAAUUCUGUUUUGGGUUAUAUAGUUGAUCAGAAUAUGCAUGGCAUUGUAACACUGUGGAAACCUGAUAGGUCAUCAUACUUCUGGGCCCUGUAAAAUAGUGUUUCUGUAAUAUUCUGUUUUGCCUCCUGCCUUGUUUACAUUAAACAAAGGGUAUUGGUAAAUUUUUCUAUUGACUGUGCUGUAGCUUACUGACAGUGUUAUUAAGGCCUGGGCUCUUGGGCCAUCUAGGAAGACACUCUUGAUCUACAGAUGGCAGUUAUACCUACUCUGUCUUCAAGGAGGUUGUGAUCAAGUUCAGUUUUUUGUGCUAGCAGUGCAUGCUGAAGGAUAAUCUCAAAAUAAAUAAUGUCAUUUAAACAA
Molecule: messenger RNA, 5458 nt
Organism: Sorex fumeus (smoky shrew)
Lineage: Eukaryota; Metazoa; Chordata; Mammalia; Eulipotyphla; Soricidae
Gene: FHIP2A
Product: FHF complex subunit HOOK interacting protein 2A
Exons: 17
Coding region: 158-2407 (749 amino acids)
Source: RefSeq, a predicted model, not a curated record